Fraxinus pennsylvanica is the source of this 1677-nucleotide messenger RNA. The record is from the annotation of a GenBank genome assembly. Lineage: Eukaryota; Viridiplantae; Streptophyta; Magnoliopsida; Lamiales; Oleaceae.
AUGGCUGAUACAUUUUCUCACACUUCCAAACCCCAAAGUCAAGACUCAUCUGACCAUUCAAAUCCAGGUAAGUUUUCUUAUAAUUAUCUGUACAAAGCUGCUCUUGUUACAAUUUUUCUUCUUCUUCUCCCAUUUUUCCCUUCCCAACCUCCUGAAUUCAUUAACCAAACCCUGCAUGCUAGAAGUUGGGAGCUUCUGCAGCUUAUUUUUGUGGGUAUAGCCGUCUCUUAUGGUCUUUUUAGCAAGAAAAAUGAUGGAACUGAUAAAGAUCAUGCCUCAAAAUUUGAUAAUGCACAAACAUAUGUAUCUAAGUUGCUUCAGGUUUCAUCAGUUUUUGAUGAUGAAACUGAAAACCAAACUGUAGUUGAUGAAAACAAGGUCCAAACCUGGAAUUCUCAGUACUAUAGGGGGGAACCACUCAAGGUAGUGGCAAAAGAAAGCCCUAUUAGCGUCAAAGAACAAACUGCUACUAGUUCAGGAGUCGGCCAAAAGCCUUUGCUUUUGCCUCUUAGAAGCCUCAAACAGCGUGUGCCAGAGACUGAUGAGGUAGAUGAUUCCAAUGGAAAAACCGGUUCAUUGAUUAGUAGAUCAAGAUCUAAUUCAGGGUCAAAAAGAUUUACCAGCAGCAGUUCGAAAAAGUCAAGAAAUGAGGAAUUUGGAGUUGGAGAGAUAAAUCCUCUAAAUUUGGACGAAAAAGUAGAGGACAAUGUUGUCCUCCGUUCGCCAAUUCCAUGGCGAUCAAGAUCAGGACGGAUUCAAAUGAAGGAAAAUGGGGAUGACCUUCCUUCAUAUUCAAUGGAGGAUCCUGAAUUCAGUAGCCUGGAAUCGCCUUCUUUAAGGUCAUCUAGGCCUAAUUCUACUUGUUCAACACCAAAAACUGUAUCCCCUUCGCCAUCUAUAUCCUCUCCUAAAAAGCUUUCUUCUUUAUCAUCAACCGAGUCUCAAGCCAAAAGUCGUGAAGAUUUGAUGAUGAGAAAUAAUUCCCACAAGUUUUCACCUCCACCACCACCACCUCCUCCUCCUCCUCGAGCACCUCCAACACAUCUUCGGAAAUCUGUAUUGAUGAAAUCGAAUUCCAGUGUGUUGAAUGAUGCUGUUUGUUCCGAAAAACAAAUGAGGCGGAGCAUAAGGAGUAUGCCAACGCAAGAAUUGAGCGAGACAGAUUUGGACAAACCACCAAGAAGAGGCAAUUUCGGUUCAGAUUUCAAGGCUGCUAGAGUUGGAAGUGAUGAUGUUCCAUUUGUUGGGACUUCUGUUCGAAAAACUAGACGUGGCGAAUUUCAAAUGGAGAAAAAUCCCCAAGAAUAUGAAGCAGCAAUCUUCCUUGACAGAAGUGAAGGAUAUACUAACAAAUCCAUGCAUGAAACUGUAAUUCCUAAUAAUGCAUCAUCAAAGAAGGAACCAGUUAAUGAAAAGGUUUUUGUGGAAACUAGUGAUGAUGAUGACAACUCCUUAGAGACUGAGUUUGAAGAUGAUUACUUUGAAGGAAGCAGUUCAGGCAAUCAUGGAGAACCCACAAACACAAAGGCGAAUGAUGGUGGUAAUGAUGCCGGGCGCGAUGUGGACAAGAAGGCCGAUGAGUUCAUUGCAAAAUUCAGGGAACAGAUCAGACUUCAAAGAAUCGAGUCUAUUAGAAGAUCCACUAAACAGCGUGCAGCUGCAAACACUUCGAGGUAA